GUGGCAUGCAGUCAGUGUAAGAGGUUCCGCGUCGCACAAGCUCCAGCGAAUCAAACCAAGUUUCUCUCUCUCAAAAAAUAAAUUCAUAAUUGUAACGGAUUUUAACCGAAACUUGAAUCGUUCAGUUUUUACAAGCAUUAUGCAGUCCAGUUUUGUGUUAGCGAUUGUCUUGGCCGGCGUAGCGCUGGCUGCGGCUCGUCCAGAGCCACCGCGUGAUACGUACAGCGCCCCACCAUCGAGCAGCUAUCAGCCGAGCGGACCCAGCGGCGGCUACGGUGCACCUGCACCACAAUAUGGACCACCACAGCAGCCGCCAGUGGUGCACAAGCAUGUCUAUGUCCAUGUGCCACCACCAGAGCCAGAGUACCAGGCCCCCAGGAAACCUGUGUAUGUGCCACCACCACAGAAGCACUACAAGAUUGUGUUCAUCAAGGCGCCAUCACCACCAGCACCAACUGCUCCAAUCAUUCCACAAUUCCCCCAGAACGAAGAGAAGACUUUGGUCUAUGUGCUAGUCAAGAAGCCAGAGGAGCAGCCAGAUAUUGUUAUCCCAACACCGGCGCCAACGCAGCCCAGCAAACCCGAAGUCUACUUCAUUCGCUACAAAACCCAAAAGGAGGAGACCGGACCCUACCCGAAUGCCAUUGCACCACCUUCGGAAUAUGGUGCACCCGCUGGCCCUCCAGCACCAUCGGCGCCCAGCAGCUCCUAUGGAGCACCUUCCCAUUAAACGAACCAACUCUGCCAUCUCUGGCCACCCUUCCUCCCCCUCCCCACUUCGAGCUAAACUUUACUGAUUUUUUACUCAUUUUUUUAUUCAUAACGAAAAAAAGAACAAAAAAAAAUCAUUUUGACGUGUGACAAAAUU
Messenger RNA from Drosophila arizonae, 868 nucleotides. RefSeq names its product TweedleE (gene TwdlE). Lineage: Eukaryota; Metazoa; Arthropoda; Insecta; Diptera; Drosophilidae. Gene Ontology annotation, biological process: chitin-based cuticle development. Gene Ontology annotation, cellular component: chitin-based extracellular matrix. Gene Ontology annotation, molecular function: structural constituent of chitin-based larval cuticle. The record is from RefSeq and is a predicted model, not a curated record.